AUGAUAAUCGCCAACAGGAGCAGCCGGUACCUCAUGUGCUCGGGUUCCAUACUGUCGAGCACCUUCAUCCUGACUUCCGCCUCCUGCAUUCACGAAAUUACCUACGUCAGACACAACAUCCGAGCACCGCUGGCUGUGCUGAUCGCGCCGUUCUCGGACGAUUCGCAGGUCAUCAAGAUCGUCGACUACUACAUCCAUCCGAACCACGUGGUGGAUCCCAGGAACGAGAGCCACCCGCGCCACAACCUCGUGGUGGCGAAGCUCGAGUGCAGCAUUUCGAGCGUGAAUUUUAAGAAGAUCGAGCUGCCGGACAAGCCCCUGGACAAAGAGUGCAUCAACGACAACUGCCACAUGGCCGUAAUCAAGCGAAGGGGUCAGUCUUACUUCUCGAUGUACCAGACCAGUGCGAGAUUCACCCAAAACUCAAAGAGGAAACGCAAACGAGCCAGCAUCGCGGGCGAAACAAAGAGAGCGUCGUCGUCGGGCUCUCGGGUUCUCGGAAAAAGAAGGGGAUUGGGGACCAACACGGCUUUCAGGAAUCGCGGGAGGACCAAGUCUAUCUCGGUGCGGGAGAGCACCGGAGUGCACGGCUGCGCCCAAACUGGCACGCCCGUCAUAUCCAACGGAACCGUCCAGGCAGCCCUGGUGGUGUCGGCCUGCGACGACCGGCACUCGGACACGCCGUGGCGUUACACCGACCUGUUCGACAACGUCGACUGGCUGACCGAGAUGUCGGACACGACGGACACCACGAGCGCGACUCCGCCGACCUCGACAGGCCCAGCCACGGGGUCUUGCAGCACCUGCAUCUACAACAUCAUCAUCGCGUACAACCCCAACGACAACGUCGACCACAACAACAACAGCGAUAACAACAACUGCAGUAGCGGUAGCGCGUGCGUCAAGAGCAUGCCGGACAUCAACGUACCCGGACUCGACCUGGCCAAGUGCAAGAAGAACGACACGGCCGAGGAGCCCACCACCACGAGCCCCGGGCCACCCGAGCUCCACCAGGCGUCCAAGGAGGCCUACUUCAAGGCCAUCAACAAGAUGUACCGCAACUCCAGCGACGACGACGUCAACGUGGACGUGGACGUGGCAACGACGGAAGCCAGCUCGGAGGUGCCGGUGAUGCAGUCCCAGUACUCCACGUACACGCCCAAGCGAGCGAGCCCGAACUCGAGCUCACCGCUGACGAGCGACUACGUCGACCAAGAGGACGUGACCACCGAGUCCCCCAAAAGCACCGUGGCCUUCGAAGCACCAGAUAAUCCCGACUUGGACGUGGGACUGGGCGGCCCGGCAGGGGAUCAGUUCAACCACGGUCCCGAACAGCACAGGGUCAGCAUCGGGGAGUACUUCCACGACAACAGGUACGAGGAGGCGGGCCUGCCCGGCGAGUACGCCGAGCUAUACAAGAGAUUCAAGGCCGAGAAGCGACGCUCGAAUCCCGAUAGCGGAAGCGCGCUAGGAGGUCUUUCGCGUGGUGCCCGGGCAGCCAUGCGGACACUCGAGGUGCUGCUGUUGCUCGUCACCGGCUCGAUUGGCAACUACCAUGGAGAAUCGGGUUCAAGGUCGAGGAGCGACUUCCGCCCGGUGGCGUCUGCUUGGGAGUACAUUGCCGACCACGGGCGCGAGGCCCUCGUCUCCGGGGGGAGACGGAGAAGGGAGAGGCCCUGGAUGGACGGCGACGUCGACAGGUCGGACAACUUUCUGAAGAUGCAUGCCUUCCUCGUCAGGGACGAGGUCAUACCCCCGUGCUUCGAGAAGGCCGACCAGUACUCAAAGAGGAGGUACUUUAUGUGCAGCGGGAUCGUACUGAAUGAGCGACUCGUCCUAACGUCCGCGUCGUGCAUCAACCGAGCCCAAAUAUACGAAUACCACGUGAACGCGGAGCUGGCCGUGCUGAUUGGAUCGUUGGACGAAGCGAGCAGCUACGUCAUCAAGAUCGAGGAUUUUAGGAUCCACCCCCGAUACGUCCCUGAUCCGUCAUCGGCGGACCACGCCAGGAACAACAUUGCCAUUCUGAUGCUCUCUUGCUCGAUACCAAGGAAAUCCCUCUUCGUCCCGAGUCUCCCGAGCGACGUGUACGGCGACAUUGGCCACGUGUGCUGUUCGAGCGGGUGCAGGUUGUUCACGGUCGUCGAAAACAUGAAUAACGAGUUGACGGUGGAGCCGAUGAACGUGAAGCACCUGCCGUCGCCUUCGCACGACAAAAACGUUGCCAACGCCAAGGAAUUCUUCUCAAAGUACUUUCAUAAAAAAAUCGCGAACGCGCGAGUCGACAGAGCUGUUGCUCGGGGAUCGUCACUUUUUGAUGUGUCGUCCGAGACUGCCGUUGUGGGCCCUUCGGCAACGAAAUUCGUGCACAAGCUGUACCCUCGGCAAUCGGAUGAUGCAACCACUCAAGCUUCGGUGGACAGUCAGAAUGAUACAAUGACCAAAGGGUCGGACUCGUCGGAUGGCGCGACGACGACGAGAGUGGAGGAGCCCCAGAAGACGCAAGACGUGGCAGCGACGACGGUAGGAACGCACGUGGGGCAAAAUUCGGAAGCAACGACGGAGGCGAGUUCGCAUGAUUCGAGCGUCGAUCACCCAAGGAAGUCGAUCGAUUGGAGCGAGAUAAAUCUAAACCUCAAGUAUGGAAACAUGACAGAUCCGAAUAAGGUGAAGCUCAGGAAUCUGGUUAAGCACUCGAUGAUCGACAUCAUGUCCAAGAUCUUGGACUCUAUGACCGAUCAGGUGUCAAACAUCCAGAGCACCUUUCAGGACAUCAAGCGAAUCGUCAAGAAAAACAUCACCGCGAACAACGCGACCGAAAUCAUCUUGGGCUACUCGGCGAAUCAAAUAUUAAAGAGUUCGCUAGAGGGAUUGGACAUUUCGAGCUUUGAUUUCAAGGAUGCCCAAGUUAUGCCUAUCAGCGAAGUUGACCCUCAAUUCAUAAAGAAGUACGUGUUUUGUCCUCCUCUGGGUUCACCGAUUGUAUCCAAUGACACAGUGGUUGGAUUGGUCGCGUACACGUGCGAUGAUUUGCAACGUUGGGUUCAGUGGCAGUACGUCGAUGUCAGUCGUAAUUUAGAUUUCAUUCAAGCAGCGAUGGAAAGUGAUCUGCAGUAAUAGACGGUUCGUCGUAGUUUGUCGUAAUUGAAUUAUUAUUAAAAAAAAGAAAGAAAAAAAAAAAUCGUGCUGUAUCCGUUUGAUGUAGACAUAUUUUAUUACAAACUU
Messenger RNA from Copidosoma floridanum, 3225 nucleotides. RefSeq lists its product as uncharacterized. Gene Ontology annotation, biological process: proteolysis. The record is from RefSeq and is a predicted model, not a curated record. Gene Ontology annotation, molecular function: serine-type endopeptidase activity. NCBI's taxonomy places the organism in Eukaryota, Metazoa, Arthropoda, Insecta, Hymenoptera, Encyrtidae.